Rubroshorea leprosula is the source of this 481-nucleotide messenger RNA. The record is from the annotation of a GenBank genome assembly. NCBI's taxonomy places the organism in Eukaryota, Viridiplantae, Streptophyta, Magnoliopsida, Malvales, Dipterocarpaceae.
GGCUUGCAUAAAUCUAAAAGGAAACAAGGGGAGAAGUAAAAGAAUGGAGGAAAGAAAAUUGAGCUUGGUUUUGGUUUUCUGCUUGGUUCUGGGGCUUUUGUUGGGGCAAUCAUCAGCCAAUUUCAAGGACUGUUAUGAAAGUUGCUUCAUUUUGUGUAUAAUUAUGCUGGGGAAAUCAGCUCUCAAAUGCUCCGUCAAGUGCCUGAAGGACUGCAUCAAAUUCAAACCGCCGCCGACUGCAUUGGACGGUCAGAAUCAGACACCGAGUGAGGAAACAGAGUACUUCUGCAAGCUUAGCUGUGCUUCUUCCUUGUGCACUGGGUUCAGCUCCAGACAAGACCCCGGUGAUGUGAGGAGAAAGUGGAAAGCUGUGUGGAUUCUUGCUCAGAGACUUGCAUCAGGAAGAAUUGAUUGCUAAAUAAGACUCUGGCUUUGGUUUGUGACAAUGUGAACCAAAAUGAAAUAAACUAAGAUUUGUCCA